Molecule: messenger RNA, 1044 nt
Organism: Tripterygium wilfordii
Lineage: Eukaryota; Viridiplantae; Streptophyta; Magnoliopsida; Celastrales; Celastraceae
Product: probable long-chain-alcohol O-fatty-acyltransferase 5
Exons: 1
Coding region: 1-1044 (347 amino acids)
Biological process (GO): lipid metabolic process
Source: RefSeq, a predicted model, not a curated record
AUGGAUGAAGAGUUGAAGAACUUCAUCAAGGUGUGGACUCUAGCAAUAACCUCUCUUUGCUAUUGUUUUUACAUAUCCGCAAAACUUCCAAGUGGUCUAUUGAGAUUUCUCUCACUUGUCCCAAUCUUCUUCUUCUUCUCCAUCCUCCCCUUGAACCUCUCUUCUUUCCAUCUUUGUGGUGUUACAUCUCUAUUGCUUUCUUGGCUUGCCAAUUUCAAGCUUCUUCUCUUCUCCUUUGACCAAGGCCCCUUAUCACUCCCCUCACCUCCAAAACUACUCUCCCAUUUCAUCCCCAUAGCUUGUCUCCCCAUAAGAGUCAAAACAAACACAAACCCAUCUCCCCAAGACCUCCAAAAACAAGUGGGUUCAAGCCUUGGUGUUGGUGGAUUUGUUUUAUUGGCUCUCAAGGUGGUUCUUCUUGUGUUGGUAUUUCAUAGCUAUAACGAUAGAGAUAAUAUAGACCCUUACUUGUUAUUGGGUAUCUAUUGUUGUCAUGUGUACUUGGAAGCGGAGCUUGUUCUAGCCUUGUUAGCAAUCCCGGCUCGAACCCUUUUAGGGUUUGAGCUAGAGAGGCAAUUCAACGAGCCCUACUUAGCCACCUCUCUCCAAGACUUCUGGGGUAACCGGUGGAACCUCAUAGUUUCAGGUAUUCUACGGUUCACCGUGUAUAAAACAAUGAGGGGUCUUAUUGGAAAGAGAUGGGCCCCGCUCUCCGCUGUCUUGGUGUCUUUUGCUGUGUCAGGUUUAAUGCAUGAGUUAUUGUAUUAUCAUGUGACGAGGGUGAAUCCGACGUGGGAGGUGACGUGGUUUUUUGUGUUGCAUGGGAUUUGUACGGUUGUUGAGAUGGUUGUGACUGACAAGUGGGGUGGUUGGCGGUUGCAUCCAGUUAUAUCGACGCCGUUGACGGUGGCGUUUGUGGGGGUGACGGGUGUUUGGUUGUUCUGCCCACAGCUAAUAAGGAAUGGCAUCACUGAUAAAGCAAUAAGAGAGUACUCAAUUUUAGUUGAUUUUCUUGCUCCGAAGGUGGUUGCUUUCUCAAUUUAA